GACACACGAGGGGUGCGCAUCCGACACCUCGGCUGCGGACAUGAGGUGCCGCCGCUGCCGCUGCCGCCGCUACGUGCUGCUCACCCCCCUGUGCAUCGUCGCGGGCCUGUGCUUCUUCCUGUUCCUCCUGCCACUCCUGCGCACUCCGGAUGAAAGUAAAUACCAGGAAGCGCCCGCACUGGUGUUGACGUCACUGUCGGUGAUGGACACGUCGCAGAAGUACCGCGUGCGGCAGUUCGUGUCGGUGGGCGACCGCUGGCAGCAGCUGCCUACGUCAGCGGGGAACUGGACCACGUGCCUAGCGCUGCACGCCUCGCUGUCGCACGUGCACCACGUGGAGCGCCAGGCGCGUUCCUGGAGUGGGCCCCUCUCCGUCGCGCUCUUCGCCGCCGGUGACGACGUCCACCUGCUGCUGGCCUACAUCAUGUUCCUCAGGCGCUGUAGGCAACACGUGCGAAGUAGGGUGAGCUUCCACUUGCUGUGGCCUACGGAGCAUCCACCCAAUGACACCGUCGUCGCGGCUGGGGACCAGCUGGAGGAAGCAGACUGCGGAGAGAACGACGAGCAGGUGCUGCAGCGGCUGCUGUGGCGCCAGGCGCACCCUGUGGGGGAGCAGCUGUCGUACCCGCAGAACCUGGCCAGGAACACGGCGAGGCUCGCCUGCCCCACGAAGCUCACGCUCUGCCCAGACGUUGACAUGCUGCCAGGGCCCAGGAUGGACCUCGCGGCUGGGCUAGCGGACCUCUUCAGAAGAGAGCCACCGUGCAAAAAGUGCGCGUACAUCUUGCCGGUGUUCGAGCUGGACGCGAGACUGGCUGGCCCACCGAAGGACAAGUUGGAGCUGCAACAGCUGGUGGAGGACAGGCUGGCCCGUCCUUUCCACUGGGAAAUCUUCAAGGACAACCAGAAGUCCCUGGAUCCGACUCGCUGGCUGCAGCACGCUAACGCCUCUUCGACGCAGUUGUCCGUGGCCUACAGCGUCAAGUACGGAUGGGCCUUUGAGCCGGUAUAUGUGGCAGCCAGCGGAGAGCUGCCCCUGUUUGACGAGAGCUUCGUAGGGUACGGCUUUACAAGAAACACGCAAGCAUACGAGAUGUUUGCCUUCGGUUGGCGGUUCUUCGUCCUGGACCACGCGUUCCUCAUUCACUGGGGCCUCCAGUCGAUAGACAAGCGGCCCAAGUGGCGCUGGAAGGAGAACAGCAUCAACAGCGAUCGCUUCCGCAAGUGGGUGAAUCGAGUCGCUCUCAAGUACGACGUGGACGAGAUGAAGCUUACGUGGAGAUACGCCGACUACGACUCGGGUAUGACGACAUGCCCUCGGCAAAAGUGCAAAUCAGCACGACCCAAACCUACAAAGUCAACUCCGUCACCAAAGAAGCAGGAAAAACCUGCAAAGGCAACUCCGAAACCAAAGAACCAGGAAAAGCCUACAAAGUCAACUCCGUCACCAAAGAAGCAGGAAAAACCUACAAAGGGAACUCCGUCGCCAAAGAAGCAGGAAAAACCUGCAAAGGCAACUCCGACACCAAAGAAACAGGGAAAGAAGGCCUAGGCCCAACGAGAUGUGGAAUUACACAGAAAGUGUUCGUGACAGCAGACUGAAAACGUGUUAGCUAGUCUUCAAAGUGUGCAUAUUUGUUUUUUUUUAUGAUUUCUUACUGAAGUACUGUCUAUGUUUAUUGAUGACACUUAGGAACGGUUGCACGGAAACUGAAACAAGCUUCUGUUGCUUACACUGUGGAUAUGUCUUUCGUGCCUCUAUGAAGAAAAAAAAGAGUCAUGGGUUUAGCUCUGCUUUCAUCAACCAUUACUUGAGGGCUUGCCUUAUUGUUUCUAAUUGCACUUCUUUACAGAAUGCCGUAGUAUUUAUUUUUAAAUGACUUGUCACUUCUACAAGCUAGUUUUUGUCAACGUUAUCUUAGCACAUAAUAAAACUGUAAUCAAUAACAUUCCUGUAGCUUUGACAAAACUGCUGUGUUCAAUAGAUCGCAGACUUCUGUUUUAAACUGUAUGUGGAGUAUAGUAAAGUCCACGAACUGAACUGACAUGAAUACUAUUUCAUGACUCAUAUUAACUGAGCAAUGAUAUUAUGAAUAUGAUAUAACAGCGAAAAAUCUGUAAAACAUUUUAUGAGCUGUUAUUAGUGCUUAUCGUUCAAAGUAGUUAUAGGGUGUUCUAAAACGUCAUUUAUUUAUUGUAUUGUAAUUUUAAAUGUUGAUGUGUCUCAAAGAAAGUGAUAAGAUAUUUUUCUUCGUUGUUUUUAUAACGACUGAAAUACGGAUUUCUUAUCCGACUGCUGUGAUAGUAAAGACUCUCGUAAGCUUAGACGUAUGCAAGUAUGUACACUCUCUUCCAGAUAAGUGUAACCGCCAACACCAUAAGUGCACUUUUACCACUCUUCCAUGCUGGCAACCAUUUAUGUGGCGGCAGUCGCUUUCAGAGUUAGC
Messenger RNA from Schistocerca nitens (vagrant locust), 2447 nucleotides. RefSeq names its product beta-1,4-glucuronyltransferase 1-like. The coding region runs from base 41 to 1552 and encodes 503 amino acids. The transcript is spliced from 5 exons. The record is from RefSeq and is a predicted model, not a curated record. NCBI's taxonomy places the organism in Eukaryota, Metazoa, Arthropoda, Insecta, Orthoptera, Acrididae. Gene Ontology annotation, molecular function: glucuronosyltransferase activity.